Messenger RNA from Astyanax mexicanus (Mexican tetra), 5474 nucleotides. RefSeq names its product adenylate cyclase 7 (gene adcy7). Lineage: Eukaryota; Metazoa; Chordata; Actinopteri; Characiformes; Acestrorhamphidae. The record is from RefSeq and is a predicted model, not a curated record. Gene Ontology annotation, cellular component: plasma membrane. Gene Ontology annotation, molecular function: adenylate cyclase activity. Bases 687 to 4109 code for a protein of 1140 amino acids. Gene Ontology annotation, biological process: adenylate cyclase-activating G protein-coupled receptor signaling pathway; cAMP biosynthetic process; intracellular signal transduction. The transcript is spliced from 26 exons.
AGCGAGAGAGCGCGCGGAUGCUGCUGCGGCUGCUGUACAGUGAGUUGAGCGGAGUCGAGUCGAAUUCAGUUGGCUGCUGGUUUGCGCGCGCAGUGGACGCUGGGCUUGAAGCGUGUAGUAAAAACAGCGGUGAUUGAGCAAGAAACGGAGAACUGGGGAAAAACCGGGUUCAGUCUGGAGCCGAACUGGAGCGGAAAAGUCGGGGAGAGAAAGAGAGAAAGAAAAGGAGAGAAAAGAGAAGAACAGAAUAUAGAAGUAGAGGGAGAUGAAGACUGAAGGAGUUUUAACGGUCGGUCUGCGGCUCCAGCCUUCAGGAAUCUCUGAAUCCUGGAGGUAUCCUUGACGACCAUCCUGACCUUCCUCAUCCCCUCACUGUUCCCGCCUUCAACACGAAUACCUCCAGAACUCUCCGUUCCAGCUCUGAGAAGGGCUCAGCCAUCUGAUCACUGGCACCGAAAGAAAAGAACAGAAAGAGCACAGACGAAGAAAAAAGGCUGAAAGAAACAUGCAGAGAUCCUCCGCGAGGGAAUGUGAAGAUACAUGUCUCUGGAACCUUAUAGGCACCCGCACAUACACAUGCAUGCCAUUUCUAUGGGGGUAAUUGCAUAUCCGCACCCUUGCUGAGGAGAGGGAGUUUUUUUUUUUUUUGUCAGCACUCAUUGAUUGCUGUGCUGUGAUUGGUCAGAAUGCCGGCAAAAAGGAAGUACUUACUGAAAGAGCAGGAGACCCUCUACAGGAAGUUCUCUUGCAUCAGCCAGUACCAGCCUCUGGUUCUACUGCUCGGAUUGAGUGUGCUCACCUGCGCCACCCUACUAGUGCUGUUCUUUAGCCUGCAACUGAAUGUGCAUGAACAUGCAGCAUUUGUGGGAGUGGUGAGCGGGGCGCUGUUCGUGUUUCUGGCUGUGUUUAUACUGGUGUGCGCAGAGGCGUUCACUCAAAGAUGGACAACACUGCUGGGUCUGGUAGUGUGGGCCACACACCUAACUAUGGGCUUCACCUUUAUCUACAGUACAAACCUCAACCUCAUACAACCCUGGGACCAGGUGCCUUUCUUCCUUUUCAUCAUCAUCACAGUGUUCACCUUGCUGCCAUUCCAGAUGUGCUAUGCUGUCAUCCUCAGCAUCCUCUCCUCCCUCUCUCAUAUUAUUGUCUUGUCAGUGCACUUCAGCUUGUACAAGAACCAUCACAGUUCUAAGCACAUCAGUUAUCAGCUCCUGUCUAAUGCUGUAGUGUUUGUAUGUGGUGGUGCAGUUGGAGCAUUCCAUAAGGUUCUGAUGGAAAAAGCACUCAGGCAGACUUUUCAAGACACACUUCGCUGUCUCCGCAUCAGAAUGAAACUGGAGAUUGAGAAGAGACAGCAGGAAAAUCUGCUGCAGUCAGUGCUGCCGGUGUAUAUCUCGAUGGAGAUGAAGUUGGCCAUAAUGGAGCGCUGUAAAUGCAAAGAUAAAGAGGCACACCAGCGGCUGGUCAAAGACAAUAACUUCCACAGUCUGUACGUCAAGAGGCACGAGAACGUCAGUAUCCUGUAUGCAGACAUUGUUGGUUUCACUCGUUUAGCCAGCGACUGUUCUCCUAAACAGUUGGUGAAAAUGCUGAAUGAGCUCUUUGGAAAGUUUGACCAGAUUGCCAAAGAGAACGAGUGUAUGAGGAUAAAGAUCCUGGGUGAUUGUUAUUACUGUGUGUCUGGCCUGCCCGUUUCCUUACCUAACCACGCCAAGAACUGCGUCAAAAUGGGUUUAGACAUGUGUGAAGCUAUUAAGAUUGUUCGCGAUGCUACAUCAGUGGACAUUAAUAUGCGAGUCGGAGUGCACUCUGGAAAUGUGCUCUGUGGUGUUAUUGGCCUUCGCAAAUGGCAGUUUGAUGUGUGGUCACAUGAUGUCACCUUAGCCAAUCACAUGGAGUCCGGAGGACUGCCAGGCCGGGUUCAUAUUACUGAAGCCACUUUGAAGCACCUGAAUAAAGCCUAUGAGGUGGAGGAAGGGAAUGGCCAUCUAAGAGACACCUACCUGAAAGAGCUCAACAUCAAGACUUACCUGGUCAUAGACCCGCGGUCUAAGGACCUGACUCUGAGCAGCCGCAGUGUUCCUAAGCAGCGUGUGAGUGACGGCCUGAAGAUGAGGGCGUCUGUGAGAAUGACCCGAUAUCUGGAGUCCUGGGGUGCAGUUAAACCGUUCUCCCACCUGCAGAACAGAGAGGCCUUCAUCACCGACCCCAUGGGCAAUGGCAAGAACUGGGGCAAGGAAAUAGCCCUCAGAACAGCACCCUUACACAUUACCGAAAGUUUUGAUGAAUCUCUUGAGGAGGCCUUCUCUUUGCCCGCUCCCCCAUUCAGCACCAAUAAGAAUAAAUCCCAGAAAAGCAAAUUUGAUGAAGAACUGCACAAUGAGAUGAUCACCACCAUAGAUGAGCUAAGCUCCAGCAAGCAGUGGGUAAAAUCAGAGGAAAUCUCAGGUCUCACUCUCUGGUUCACUAAGCGAGAGCUGGAAAAGCAGUACAGAGCCAUAGACAUGCCCAGUUUUAAGUACUAUAUCGUAUGUGCCAGCUUCAUCUUCCUCUGCAUCUUCAUCAUUCAGAUGUUUGUCACCCUGAAGUCUUGGCAGCUGGGAGUGACGUUUACUGUGUUGGCGUGUGUGCUGCUGUUGACCCUGGCCAUCUGUUUUGCGGGCCGUAUUCAGAAACUUUUCCCAGAGAAGUUGCAGUCCUGCCAGUGGUUAACAGCUGUGUCGGUUGCAGUGGUUAAGAGGCCUUUUGUGCGGCUCCCUCUAGCAACCAUCACUACGAUAGUUAUCGUCAUCAUUGCCUUGUUCAACCUGGCAAAUUACAUGUUUUGCAAUGGGCAGGAAAAUGGUGCAUCAGUUCAGACACAUGAUUCUGUUUUUGUCAAAAACUGCCAAAACAACUUGAGCGCUCCACUCUGCCUUUAUCUAAAUGGAAGCAGCAUUAUUGAAGACCUUUGCUACUUGCCUAAUUCAGUGUACAGCUGCAUCCUGGCAUUACUAGUGUGUGGGGUAUUUUUGAGAGUAAGUUUUGAACUGAAGGCGGCCUUCCUCGUUAUAGCCUGUGCAAUUUAUUACAUCAUCAUCUGCUAUUCCCAGAAUGAUCUGUUCGUCACCUACAGCUGUGUACUUAACGGAAACUACAGCAGUUGUUGCGAUCCAAAAGGGGGUUUGCUGAUGACUGGAGGGCUGAUGAAACACCCUCAGACCAUGAGCUGCAUCUAUAUCACGCUGUUUCUGUUCACCAUGCUUCUUAUAUCACGCCAGGAUGAAUUCUGCUGCCGUCAGGACUUCCUACUGAAGAACAAGAACCGCACAGACAAAGAUGAGAUCGAGCUGUGUGAGAAUCUCACGCGCCUUCUGCUGGAGAAUGUUCUCCCAGCACACGUGGCCUCGCUCUUCGUUGGGGAGAACAAAAAGAAUGAGGUGGGGCUGCUCUCGACUAACACUUUACUAAACCAGAAGUACAAGGACCUGUACUACAAAUCGUAUGACUGUGUGUGUGUCAUGUUCGCCUCAGUUCCGGACUUCAAGGAGUUCUACACAGAGUGUGACAUCAACAAAGAGGGACUGGAGUGUCUGAGACUGCUCAAUGAGAUCAUUGCUGACUUCGAUGAGCUGUUGUCCAAGCCCAAGUUCAGUGGAGUGGAGAAGAUUAAGACUAUUGGCAGCACUUACAUGGCAGCUGCUGGUCUGAGUGGAAGCCUUGGACAGGAGAAUAACCAGGACCGAGACAGGCAGCAGGCUCAGAUUGGAAUCAUGGUGGAGUAUGCCAUCGCUCUGAUGGGAAAACUGGACGGCAUCAACAGGCACUCAUUCAACAGUUUUAGAUUACGCGUGGGGAUAAACCAUGGACCAGUAAUAGCGGGAGUGAUUGGAGCACGCAAGCCGCAGUAUGACAUCUGGGGGAACACAGUGAACGUCGCCAGCCGAAUGGAGAGCACUGGGGAACUGGGCAAAAUACAGGUGACCGAAGAGACGUCGACCGUCCUGAAGAAGCUGGGUUACUCGUGCGAUUGCCGUGGCCUGAUAAACGUGAAGGGGAAAGGGGAGCUCAAAACCUUCUUUGUGUGUACAGAUUCCAACAAGCAGCAGGGGAUGGCCCUCAACUGAAACUGCUGCUCUGGUAUUGACUCUGCCACCACGAACAGUCCCACACACGGCUGUAUUUAAUUUGGAUUUCUUUUAGGAAGCAGCGUCAUUCUGCUGACUUACCAGGAAUGUGAGGCUUUUUUUCAUAAGUGUCUGCAUUGACUUCUAAACUGUUGGACUAUUUUUUGGCUGGAAAUCUAAAGUCUUGAUUCAACCAAAACCCAACCUAGUUUGACACGUUGAGACUGAACAUUUCCACCUGUUUCGGUCAGUGUUCACUUCAUGACUUUGAAAUGCCAUGCACUUGUUCUGAUUCCUGUUCAAUGGGAUGCGAAUAACUGAACUCAAAAAAAGAGGAUGAGAGGUUUGAAGCAUCUUAGAUAUUGUUGGGUUGGUAGCAGUCGUUCAUGCUUUAAGGUUAGGCAUGACAUUACAAGCAGAUGAUCAGACACAUGCACAUAUGAAGAAUUAUUAUUAUUUGCCCCUGGAUUUACUAGCACAUAAAAUGAAGCCUUUAAAAAAAUGGACCGAUUUUGUGAAGAUACAUUUGCUGCUGAAGGACUGUUCAACAAAAGCGCCUUCAGUUUCUAGAAUUCGUGUUCUCAGACCAUGUGUUUUUUGGAUGUGUAAAUCUUUGCAGUGGACGCUGCCGAGAAGCUCCUUUCUGUUUUCUGUCGUCUACCAUGUUGUGGCGGUGUUCUGCCUUCUGGGGAGGUGCUUCUCUAAGCCAAAUGCGCUCACAGAAGCCUCUCACUUGUACUUGUUGGCCUGGUAUUAUAGCCUGUUUGGAGAGUGAACAUUACAGACGGCUAUGUUUUAUAAGACAGCAGUAGGUCUGUAAUUCAUAGGCAUUUAAACUGAAUGCUAAUAUGACUAUGGCAAACAUGCUGCAGUACAAUCAGUUUCUAAUUGUGCAAAUAUAUAUAUAUCAGAGGAAAAAAAAUGAAUGUGAAAUAUGUGGCUUAAGGAUUUUUUUUUAUAACCUUUCUUGACCUUGAAGCUUUUAAGAGGUACUUCUGGAAUCAUGUUUGUAUCUCUACUAAACUGCCAUUAUGCCCCCUCCACCACUUUGUUGCAGAGUGAGAAUCACUUGUUAAAAAAAAGGAAGAGGGAACACCAAAUCCUGGAGGCUGUAAAAAAAAAAGCAGCUGUCCUUAUGAUUUUUUUCUACAGACUGUGUCUACAGACAAAACGAACACAGCAACAAACAUGGGACGUGUGUUAUGUCUAUGCUGUGUACUGUUACUGAACAAGCCUGAAUGUCCUGUCUCUGCUGUUGAAAUCGUGAGCUGCCUUUUCUGUUCCGUUUGCAGUAUCUGCAAGGAACUUGUCCGAGUUGCUGUACAGUGUCCGUAUGGAAUAAAAAAUAAUUUUACACGUUUCAAA